Carassius auratus (goldfish) is the source of this 3534-nucleotide messenger RNA. RefSeq lists its product as uncharacterized. The transcript is spliced from 6 exons. The record is from RefSeq and is a predicted model, not a curated record. Gene Ontology annotation, cellular component: synapse. Gene Ontology annotation, biological process: cell projection morphogenesis. NCBI's taxonomy places the organism in Eukaryota, Metazoa, Chordata, Actinopteri, Cypriniformes, Cyprinidae. Bases 682 to 2124 code for a protein of 480 amino acids.
UUAUUAUGUAGUUGAGGAGCCUCCCCUCUACAUGUUUGGACAGUCGUCUAUGGGUGACCCAGUUUCAGACGCUUUGUUCGGGGGAACCGCCUGCAUCAGUUUUGUAGGCUACCUUUAUUCAAAGAGGUCAGUUAAAUUAUUUAUAAUGAAACAAUUUAUAUGACAGUAUUUGAUAUAUAUAAGUUAACUUCAAUGCAUUUGGGAACAGCAAGUGGGGACAUAUUGGGGACAUUUUAGUGAUUCUCUCACACGACACAAAUUGUGUUAGUAAUGAGGCGCAUGAGCAGAUUCUUCACAUCAACCGAGAGAGAGUUCGACUGACACAAAACACUCGUCCGCUGGAAUUAACCUACUGUAGACAGUGGCAGCGCUUUCUUAGUGGACGCCUGAUACUGGCUCUCAUUACCAAUGAGACUUGGCAUCUUGUUGGAGUAGGAUAAGAAAUGACGGGUCCCUAGCGACGCUAAGGGUGGACUGAAUCUCAACCAAAGAGGAAUAACAAGUGAUGACAACAUCUGAAGUUGAGCAUGAAGCAUCGCGGUUCGUAACUCUUUCAAUCGAAGUAGAUUUAUGUCUAGGAUAAUUGCUCAGAUUCUCCGAAAUAUCUCCCGUAUGACUAUAUGUUAAAUCGAAGAUCCACCUGGUUCAGCAGAAGUGUUUUGGAAGCCCGUCUGUGUGAGAAUGAAGUCCAGGCACAGGUUGUGUUCAGCAGGCUGGGAGUCAGUGGUGCUGUCCAGCGUCCUGCUGCUUCACUUCGCUUCUUUGUGUGUUAAUGGCAGUUCCUUUAUCUCCAACUCUACUGGGACUAACUCCUCAGACCUGAAUGGGAAUGGGCUUAAGCUUGCACUUCCUAUCACCAGGACCCACGUUCACUCUCAGAAACCACGAGCUGGAGAAGAGUCCGGCAGCCUUGGAGAAACCUCAUCCAGUGCUGUGAGGGACAGCAGUUUUGAAAGGGAACACGUUAUUGAUUUGAUGAUAGAUGGCAUGGCUGCCCGGCUGCCCACGCUGGCUGAACCCCGGACACGUGGCCUGUCCCAGCUAGACUUUAACGAGGAGAGAACUGAGGACAGUGCUCCACGCUGGAAAAGCGAGAGACUACAAGCGGAUGGGACAUUUAUAGAUCCGGUCACUAGUCCUUCUCCUGAGUCCACCCCUUCCCAACCAGAAGAAGUUAUCACGGUGAAUUUUUACAAUCCUUCUUACCAACAGAGUGUUCUUGAUCCUCCUGCUUGGGUUCAGGAGCUCCAGGGUAGUUUUUAUGAUUAUCUAUCACCUGACUAUUCACCCACUGAAGUUUAUCUAGAGGAGAGCCAACCAUUGCCACCUGACAUGGAAGAUGAAAACGUUCCUCUCAUAGCCAGCACAGUUCCCUCCAACGCUAGAGUUAUUACCCUUGAUGAUGGAUCUGGAGAAUCUUCAGCUGGAGCAUCGGACGUGCUCACCUCCGGUUGUCUCUAUGGUUUUGUGCGUUACAAUGGCACAUGUAUCUCGUCAUGCGACAUCUUCCCUAGUUACUGCUUCAAUGGAGGACAGUGUUAUGUGGUGGACAGUAUUGGUGCUUUUUGCCGGUGUAACAUUCAGGAGUAUAUCUGGAACAAAGGUUCAAGGUGCGAGUCGGUCAUUUCUGAUUUCCAAGUGAUGUGUAUAGCGGUGGGUGGAGCUGCUGUCAUGUUGUUACUCCUCUUCAUGGUUAUAGUCGUUUUCUCCAAGAGGAUGCACGUGCUAAAGACUGAAAACAGACGACUUCGCAAGCACAGUAAGUUUCGUCCUAAGUCGGAGCAGCACAUCGAUAACUUCUCGCUGUCCACUGUCGCAGAGGGCUCUCAGGCAAAUGUAAGGAAACUCUGUGACACCCCGACUAACCUCCCCUAUGCCCGUGCUUUGGCUUGCUAUGAUAACCUUAUGUGUCAGAAAACCAUGAGCAGAUACACGUGGGAAUAUAAACCCAAAGAGGAUCCCUGCAGCGAGGAUUGCACUUGCAAAGAAGAGCCAUGCAAAUGUCCCCCUAAAGAGGACGAGUCUUUGAAGAACCAGAACUCACUCAUGCCAAAACUGGAAGACGACAAGGCUGCAACAGAAGACAGUGCAGAGGAGGUAAACUCACUGCAGAACAACGUGUAGUAACACCCUUUGCCACAGGCUAGUUCUGUGACUGUAGCAAGACACAUUUUUGACACCUUUAAAUGACUACAAUUCCCUAAUUAGUGGACUAAGCACUCUUGGCAUGGCACUCUUCCUUGCACUCUCCCCCGGAUGGCUAAAUGUGGGCUUCAAAACAAACAAAGCACUGAACUAGCAUGCUAACUUUUGCUUGUACUCUGUCAUCAUACAGUGGAGAGUACCAUAUCAGCAAUUUGGUGUUGGUGCAUUCACCUUGUCCUUGCUUGCUGUCACUGCUGAUGUCACACUGCAUUCUGUCAUGUCAAGCUUUUUUAUGCUGUGUUCAUGCUAUGCUGUAAAACACUUCACCCAUGACCCAAAGGUUUAGCCUCCAGGUUUUCAACCUUUGACCUUUAGUCCUCACCGUUGUCAUCUCUGAACUCCUGUCUGUCCUGCAUGCAUUGGUGUUCUUUGGUACACAAGAAAACGUCUGUGGGGAAAUAACGUAGCUAUUUAGACUGUGUAAAACUUAGUCAGUGCAUACAUCUAAAUAUGUAUAUGUACAAAUACUGCUUAGAUUAAUAUUUAUUUGCCGUAUCAUAAUUUUAAUGCUCAUUGUGUUUUGAAACAAAUUGAUUUCAAAUUAUUUUGGUGUAUUGAAUUUUUUUUUUUUCUUUUUCAAAUGGGAAUAAAUAAAGGCAGUUUGUUUGGAAUAAAACAUUUUACCGGUACGUGAUUGAGUAUUCCUGAACUCCAUGCUCCUGUUUUGACUCCUGUUAACUCUUUCACUGCUCCUCCUCACUCUUUUGCUUCGCUUCUGUGCAUGGCUUUAGCGUUCCUCGGAUACUGCUAACCACACAGGACAUUUCUUGAAAGGCUAGGUUGACUUUACAUAUUUGGGUUUGCAUAAUUUAGACAAAACAUUAAUAUUUUUUGCUGUCCAUUCUGGUUGUGAGUUGGCAAAGGGAAAUAAAAAAAUUGGACACAAAUCAAUAUAUCAUAUAACUAGAUGUAGAACAUGUUCAUAAGUAACAAUUUUCCUCUUUCCAAAAUGAUGAAUUUUAUUUAUAUUUUUUACAAUAGCUUACUUGUCCCAAUCUUAUCUUACUGAUCCCAAACCUUUGAAUGUGCUUACUUGCUUGUUGAGUCUUGCAUCACUCAUCAAUAGAUUCACUUGUAAAUUAGCAUAAGAAUCCUGUCUAUUAACUGCUAAAAAUGUGAUGAAGCUACAGUAGUUCUGAAGUUUCCCACCUAAGUGCAACACCUUAAGUUUGAAAAGCUGCUUUCCUCUGAAAGUCUAUCCAAAGAGCAGAAACUGAGUUUUUUUAUCUAAUCUAUUAAGAAUUGAAUUACUGAUGUAAGAAUUAGACAUUAACGUUUAAUUUGGUAGUAAUGCCAGAUGUUUCCAGUGGAUUUAUAAGCAGACCAGAU